AUGUCUGACACAGAAGACAUAGAGCAGGAGUUCGAGGAGGAGGCAGAGGAGGAGCUGGCCGAGGAGGUGCAGGCGGAGGAAGAGGAGGAAGUAGAGCAGGCUCCAGAGGUUCCGGAGGAGGAAGAGAGCCAGGAGACAGAGGAGGAGAGCAGGGAAGUUGUGGAGGAGGACAUCAAGCCCAAGCCCAAGAUGUACGUGCCCAACAUCACUCCGCCAAAGCUGCCCGACGGCGAGCGGGUGGACUUUGACGACCUGCACCGCAAGCGUGUGGAGAAGGACUUCAACGACCUGCAGACCCUGAUCGAGCUGCACUUCAGCAACCGGCAGAAGGAGGAGGAGGAGCUGGUGGCCCUGCGGAGCCGCAUCGAGAAGAGGCGGGCGGAUCGCGCCGAGCAGCAGCGGGAGCGGGCCGAGCGAGAGAGGGAGCGGCAGGCGCGGCUGGCUGAGGAGAAGCUCCGCCGCGAGGAGGAGGCUUCGCGAAUCCGCGCCGAGGAGGAGGCGCGAAAGAAGGCCGUCUACUCCAACAAGUCCUUCGGCGGAUACCUGCAGAAGGUGGAGAAGAAGACGGGCAAGAAGCUGACGGAGAGAGAGAAGAAGACCAAGAUCCUGAUGGAGCGCAGGAAGCCGCUGAACAUCGACCACCUCAACCAGGAGAAGCUGGCGGAGAAGGCCCAGGACCUGUGGCAGUGGAUGCACCAGCUGUACGCUGAGAAGUUUGAGCUGAUGGAGAAGCUCAAGAGACAGCGCUACGACAUCUACGUCCUCCGAAACCGCGUCAGCGACCACCAGAGAGGCUCAAAGGCCACCAAGACCUCCCGCGGGGCCAAAGGCAAGGGGGGGUCGUGGAAGUGA
Messenger RNA from Megalops cyprinoides (Indo-Pacific tarpon), 852 nucleotides. RefSeq names its product troponin T2c, cardiac (gene tnnt2c). The record is from RefSeq and is a predicted model, not a curated record. Lineage: Eukaryota; Metazoa; Chordata; Actinopteri; Elopiformes; Megalopidae. Gene Ontology annotation, molecular function: tropomyosin binding; troponin I binding; troponin C binding. Bases 1 to 852 code for a protein of 283 amino acids. Gene Ontology annotation, biological process: cardiac muscle contraction; sarcomere organization; regulation of muscle contraction. The transcript is spliced from 2 exons. Gene Ontology annotation, cellular component: troponin complex.